AAUUGCUGCUCUUUGUUUCAUUUUAACUAGAAAUCAGGAAUCUUAAAACACCUGAAACAGUUAAGAAGGGCUUCUGUGUUUUACACAGAAUUCAGUAGAGCCAGGAAGAAGUGAGGAGAUUGAGCGGAAAGAACUGUUUAUGAUACAAACCAAGCUUUCUGUGCAAGUCCUGGAGACGUUGAGUUUACUUCCUGGUGUCUCUCUUUGAUGGCUGCUGAAGAGGCCCAGAAAUCCCAAAUCUACAAGACCAAAUAAAGAAACCCAAAUCAUUUCUGCCACUCCUUUGCACCAUCUCUUGACAAAUUGUCCCUCCAUCUGGUGCCAGUUCAGGCCCUACCUGGGACAUUGCUGCAAGAUCUCAUCUCUUUUUGGAACCACUUUCAGUGGAAAAAAACAGAAAAGGAAAUUAAAGGACAUGAGAAAAAGUGCAGAUUGCUGUGACCUUGAUAACUGUUCAUAUUCCCUGGGUAGCAGAGACACUUAAAUGAAGACAAACAAAGUUCUUUUUCUUUUCAAGGGUAUGACACAGUGAAACACAUCAACAGUCAAGUAAGAGCACAGGCAUUCAGAAAACACCCAGACCAGCGUUCUGGAUGUAGUGGAACCCACAGGACAGGAAUCUACAAAACAAGUGAAAUAGUGAAAUUUGGCAAAAAUGGCCUGUGAAUUUAAUCUGAACUUCCUUAAGGAAUUAGAACGAGAGGCUGUUCUGGAAGUCCUGUACCGUGACCAGAUGGUGAGAAAAACGGAGGAGGAAAGAAUAAGGAAAAUGAAAGUGCAGCUGCAGCAGCUUCGGUGGAAGGGGGCGAAGACUGUAAGGCACGAGUACCAGGAGAGAUGCUGUGCUCGCUGUCAGAAGCCGCUGGGGUUGCUGGUGAACAGAGGUGCAGUGUGCAAUGGCUGCAGCCAUCGGGUGUGCUCGGAAUGCCGCGUGUGCCUGAACCCCUGCCUCUGGAAAUGCACCAUCUGUUACGCUCACGGAGAUGUGAAAGUGAAGGCUGGUGAAUGGUUCUUUGAAGAACGAGCAAAGAAGUAUCCAGGUGAAGGCAGACAUGAAACAGCUGGUGCAAAGCUCUUGGAAUCUUACCAGAAUCUGAGUAAAAUUUCUGUCGUACCUCCAACUCCACCUCCUUUCACAGAAUCGGCAGCAGGAACCAAUGUGAUGGGAAAUGAACUUGGAGAGUCUAAAAGGUUUAAUAAGUCUGUGGAAAACUUGUUUUUGUCUCUCACAACACAUAUAAAAAAAAUAUCAAAGUCCCAGAAUGAUAUGGUUGACAGAUGUGUCCUAACUACAGAUUGUGGGAAGAAUGUGGAAAGAAGAAAGCAAAGAAGGAGCCAGUCUGAUACUGCAAUCAACAUUACAAGCAGGAUGAAAAGUACACCUAGUCUGCAACAGCUCAUUACUGGGGCCCAAAAUGACAGUGAAACUCAGAGCAAAAGUAGUUGGAAGGAGGAAGAAGACAUAAUGACCGGUCCCACAAGUGAUACAGUUUUCUGUGAUGGCAGAAAACACGGGAGUUUGUAUAGUCUUAGCAGCAUUUGCACUGAGUCUGGCAAUUUUGGCAAGGCUAACAUCACAGGAGAAAUAGAGUUUGCCUUGAAGUACAACUUCAGAGCUUGCAUCUUGGAAGUUUGCAUCAAGGGAUGCAAGAACCUGGGUUAUGGAGAAGAGAAGAAGAAAAAGUGUAACCCGUAUGUGAAGGUUUAUUUACUUCCUGAUAAAUCUCCUCGGAGUAAGAGGAAGACAGCUGUCAAAAAGAGCACAGUGGAUCCAGAGUUUGAUGAGACUUUGAAGUACAAGAUUGAAUACUCCCAGCUGAGCAGUCGGCAACUUCAGAUCUCUGUGUGGCAUGCAGGAGCUCUCAAAUACAGGGUGUUCUUGGGGGAAGUGGUGAUUCCCCUGGCAGCGUGGAAUUUUGAAGAGGACUCAAUGCAGUUUGACUGGUACCCGCUCAAACCCAAGCUUGAGAAGCCUGAAGAUGAUCUUAUCCAGUACAACGGUGAACUCCUUGUGUCUGCAAGGCUGUCCCUACCAGCCCAGUAUGAAAGCCUCCAGUCUGAAGGAAACAAAGACCAAGGAGUUCUCAACUGCCAGCUUCAGGUUAUGAUAUUUGGGGCCAAGAACUUGCCCAUGCUGAGAUCUGCUGGAAUGCUGAACUCCUUUGUUAAAGGUUGUCUUAUCCUUCCAGACCAAGCAGAGGUAAAGCAAAAGUCUCCUGUCCUGAAGAAGGAAGCCUGUCCACAGUGGAAACACUUGUUUGUCUUUGAUGGUGUGACCCCAGCUCAGCUACAGCAAUCAUGUCUACACCUGACUGUCUGGCACAAGUCAACUUUCAGCUCAAGUGAUCAAUUCAUAGGAGGAGCCAGGCUUGGUGCAAAGGAAUUCUUUGCCUCUAUGGACCUUGCUUCUCAAGGAAUGCUCCAAUGGCAGGAAAUGCUCCGCAACCCAAACACAUGGAUGGACUUCACACUUGUUCUGAAUUCAAAUGAGGAAAACUUUAAAUCAUGAGAGAUUAUCACACAACAACUCUUCCUUUCCCAUGUCCAAUGUUUUAAACUGAAGAGGUACCUGCGCUUCAGGUCUGGGAAAGGUACACUGCAACAGCACCUGUUUCAGUUUUUUGGGGAGUAGAAUUAUGUAUUUGAAUGUGUGUGGCAUUCUGAAUGUUUUAUUUCUUCAAAAUUAAGACUUUAGCGUGUGUCUCUAGCUGGAGUGUAACGAUAAUACUGUUUCUUCAGGAGUGAUAGCCUUGGUUUAAAAUACAUUGUGCUGACAAAGCAAGAGGCACCAGAGAAUGUGAAGCUUGCAAUUUUCAGGCCUAGCAGAACUGUUACUAUUUAAUUUAAUCACAACUAGGACAAAUUCAGAAAAAAUAACUGUUACAACAAGAAAGUUACAUUAUUUCAGUCUUAGAUUGAUGUUUUCUCCCCAUCAUUUAAAAGCAGCUUAUCUUUGCUUGCUGCAAAUGGGUGAUGCUAGCCUCUGUGCUUCAGCAUUAUCCAUACCGCCACUGUAUUUCAUGUGGCCCAAAACCGCUUUGGCCUGUGGCCAUGUCUCUCAAAUGUGUGCUGUAGCAUGGUGCUUAGAAAGUUAAAUGUAUAAAUCCCCUGGCAGUAGCAGGGUGGGAGUA
Molecule: messenger RNA, 3131 nt
Organism: Hirundo rustica (Barn swallow)
Lineage: Eukaryota; Metazoa; Chordata; Aves; Passeriformes; Hirundinidae
Gene: SYTL3
Product: synaptotagmin like 3
Exons: 18
Coding region: 656-2509 (617 amino acids)
Biological process (GO): intracellular protein transport; exocytosis
Cellular component (GO): exocytic vesicle; plasma membrane
Molecular function (GO): neurexin family protein binding; small GTPase binding
Source: RefSeq, a predicted model, not a curated record